This is a messenger RNA of Entrophospora candida, 411 nucleotides long. The record is from the annotation of a GenBank genome assembly. NCBI's taxonomy places the organism in Eukaryota, Fungi, Glomeromycota, Glomeromycetes, Entrophosporales, Entrophosporaceae.
AUGUCUUAUUUUCUUCCGCAUUUAACAAAUGGAUGGCAAGUGGAUCAAGCAAUCUUAUCUGAAGAAGAUAGAGUUGUGGUUAUUCGCUUUGGACAUGAUUGGGAUCCUACUUGUAUGAAAAUGGAUGAAACUUUGUAUGGCAUUGCUGAAAAAGUGAAGAAUUUUGCAGUGAUAUACUUGGUUGAUAUCACAGAAAUGUACGAACUUUACGAUCCGUGCACAGUUAUGUUUUUCUUUCGAAAUAAACAUAUAAUGAUUGAUUUAGGAACUGGUAAUAAUAACAAGAUUAAUUGGGCAUUGGAGGACAAACAAGAACUUAUAGAUAUAAUAGAAACAGUGUAUCGUGGUGCAAGGAAAGGUCGAGGAUUAGUAGUAUCGCCAAAAGAUUACUCAACGAAAUAUAAAUACUAA